This is a messenger RNA of Oryzias melastigma (Indian medaka), 1364 nucleotides long. RefSeq names its product RAD51 paralog C (gene rad51c). NCBI's taxonomy places the organism in Eukaryota, Metazoa, Chordata, Actinopteri, Beloniformes, Adrianichthyidae. The transcript has 4 exons. The record is from RefSeq and is a predicted model, not a curated record. Bases 1 to 894 code for a protein of 297 amino acids. Gene Ontology annotation, molecular function: ATP-dependent DNA damage sensor activity; ATP hydrolysis activity; four-way junction DNA binding. Gene Ontology annotation, biological process: reciprocal meiotic recombination; DNA repair; meiotic DNA recombinase assembly. Gene Ontology annotation, cellular component: Rad51C-XRCC3 complex; Rad51B-Rad51C-Rad51D-XRCC2 complex; replication fork.
AUGACUGUGGAGCUGGAGACUGCAAACAACCAUGGAGGAGGUGAAGCUGUCACGGCUCUGGAGCUUCUCCAGAGGGAGAAAGAGUGUGGAAGCAUCACCACCUUCUCCUCACAGCUGGACCGCGCCCUUAAAGGAGGACUUCCUGUUGGGAAGGUGACAGAAAUCUGUGGAGCGCCAGGAGUCGGAAAAACACAGCUGUGCCUGCAGCUGUCCGUGGACGUCCAGGUGCCUCUGAGCUUUGGGGGUCUGGAGGGUCAGGUGAUCUUCAUGGACACCGAGGGCAGCUUUGUUCUUCAGAGAGUUGGUGACGUUGCAGCUGCCGUUGUCAGACAUUUCUCGCUUGUGGCUGAGGAUGGCGAGCAGAAAGACGCCAUGCAGACUUUCGAUAUGGAGUCCAUUUUGUCCAACAUCUUCUUGGUGCGUUGCCACGAUUACGUGGAGCUGCUGGCUGAACUCCACCUGCUGCCAGACUUCCUGCGGGAUCAGCCGAGAGUCCGCCUCCUCGUGAUUGACAGCGUGGCCUUCCCCUUCCGGCAACAGCUUGAUGACUUGUCGCUAAGGACACGCCUACUCCAAGGCCUCGCCCAGCAGCUCGUCUCCAUAGCAACACGUCACAACAUCGCUGUGGUAAUCACCAAUCAGAUGACGACCCGGCUGCAGGACAGCCAAUCACAUCUGGUACCAGCCCUCGGGGAGAUUUGGGGCCACGCCUCCACCACCAGGAUCCUUCUGCAGUGGGAGGGGUCACGGCAAGUGGCGGCCAUUGUUAAAUCUCCCUGUUGCAUGGACACGGCCGUUCAAUACCACAUCACCUCUGAGGGUUUUAGAGACGUGAACCAACCAGAAAACUCUGACCAACCAGAGAUCCCUCUGACCGAGCGGAGAUCCCUCUGACUGACUGGAGAUCCCUCUGACCAACCAGUGAUCCCUCUGGCUAACGGGAGAUCCAUCUGAUCGACCGGAGAUCCCUCUGAUCGACCGGAGAUCCCUCUGAUCGACCGGAGAUCCCUCUGACCGACCGGAGAUCCCUCUGAGCGACCAGAGAUCCCUCUGACCAACCAGUGAUCCCUCUGGCUAACGGGAGAUCCAUCUGAUCGACCGGAGAUCCCUCUGACCGACUGGAGAUCCCUCUGAGCGACCGGAGAUCCCUCUGAGCGGCCGGAGAUCCCUCUGACGAACCAGUGAUCCCUCUGACCAACCAGUGAUCCCUCUGGCUAACGGGAGAUCUUUCUGAGCGACCAGAGAUCCCUCUGACUGACCAGAGAUCCCUCUGACCGAGCGGAGAUCCCUCUGAGCGGCCGGAGAUCCCUCUGACCAACCAGUGAUCCCUCUGGCUAAUGGAAGAUCCUUUUGACUGACCGGAG